Molecule: messenger RNA, 258 nt
Organism: Botrytis fragariae
Lineage: Eukaryota; Fungi; Ascomycota; Leotiomycetes; Helotiales; Sclerotiniaceae
Exons: 2
Coding region: 1-258 (85 amino acids)
Source: RefSeq, a predicted model, not a curated record
AUGGCAUGGGCUCCCAUGAUGAUUAGUAUCAUAGCAUUGCAUGGCGAGCAUGGUCGAAACGACGACGAUGUGAACACAGACCAAGUCUCCCACUCUGCUAUACCACAUCUUGGAGAGACUAAGAAGAAUAGGUCGCAAAUUUUCCAAGAGCUACCUCAAGCCAUAAUGUCCGAUCCCGAAUGGAACGAUACACCCGCACUCAUUCUGUACUUACUAGGUAGGUACCGUACACAAGGCAAGUCUACCGAGAACACCUAA